CACGGCGUCACGUUAUGCGUUAAAAAAAACGUCACUUACACGUAGCUGCACAAUGUUGACCUGCAUCGUUCUUGGACGUUAAUUUCCGGUCUGGCAACCCUGCACGGAAACGCGUUUUGUUUCUACGUCGCCAUGGCAACGCCACCUGGCAGCUUUAUCAAUGGCGUCAGAUUUACAAACUAAUUUGAACCUGUGAUGGACAACGUGGACCGAGGAUUCGAUAAAACUUCUUCCUCCAUGGCAACAAGAUACCACAGAGCGGCGAUAACAAAUCAAGAGAAGAAGGGGUUUUCUUCUCAGGCGAAGAGAUUCGCUUCACAGCUAUGUCCGAAUGAAAACCCAGGACCGGCCAGCUAUGGCUGUGUUUCCACUGCUGAAGUUAAAAGUCCGUCCUUCUCCAAGAAAGGCACCACAGGCUUUGUGGCGUCCAAGGGCACCAGGGGUUACAAUAACCCACAGAGAACGAUCCCGGGACCAAACGUGUACAACACACAGAGCUCCUUCAUAAACAAGUAUGAUUUUAACUCUGGAGUCUCCAGGGUGUUCAGACUGCCUGUGGCUGUGCAGCUGGAUGGUCCCAAGCAUAACACCCCAGCUCCAAAUCAAUAUGACGUCAGCUGUAGGAGCAGAGACAGAUUCUCCUCGGUGGUCGGCACAUCAGCUUUCCUCUCAAAAACCGGACGUGACUCUUUCUGUCCAAAUAAAAACCUGCCAUCGCCAUGCCACUAUGAGGUGAACAACCACAGGAUCCAGCACAGCUCCACAGUAGUCUUGUCGCCCUUCAAAUCUAAAACUCAGAGAAUCCCUGCUCUCGUGAACAACCAUGUUCCGGGCCCCGGGGCCUACAGUCCCCAUAAGGCCCCCACACCAGCAAAGAAGACCCUCCUACCGAGGGGUUGUUAUUUGGCAAUAUCAGAGCCGGCUCUGAUUGUUCCUAAGGAUCCGCCCCUGCCGGGCCCCGGGCAGUAUGAUAUACAGAACUGUGACGCCAAGUCCAAGCAUCCAAUGCUCUCUGCUGCUUUUGCAUCCAGAACUGAAAGAUUACCCAGAUACCUUUGCACCGAAAUGAAGCCAGGUCCAGGUUUCUAUGAUCCACAGAUUCUGUCAAAGCACUCCUUCUUUUACAAUGAUUCCAGAGUCUGGAUCCCUGUAUGAAGCUUUCAAGGGAACAUCAGAUCUUCACGCUCACAUUUCCAUGCAGCAGUGAGUGUCGCUGCAGUCGACCGGCAGCUGCUGGUCCAGUCACUGGUGCGCCACGGUAACAGCUGAGAGCUUGAGAUGACAACACUGUGCCAACUGCUGGAGGGCAGGCAGAGGAGUGGAGUGUGACUGUCUAUGUGAGCAAUGUGACUGACCGGGCAUGAGGCAGAGCUGCUGCUCAACCCCAAAGACAAAUGGACACAACAGCCACUCCCUUGUUCCCAUGUUAAAUUGUCGGGUCAGUGGCUGAUGCAGUUUUCUGUCUUCACGUUUGUGCAGUGGUUCAUUAUUCCUGUUUGCUGUCAUAUUAUUGAUUAAUAUAAUAAAGUAAAUAAGCUGCUGUCUGCAUAUCAACUGAAAAGGUCAUGAUAUGUCACCGUUAGUUGUUGCAGGUUAAAAGAGUUUUGGAGAUGACUCCUGAAACAACAUGUCAUGCAGUGUUUUUUUUGUAUUUUAAUCUCAUUGAUAACAUUCAUAACUACAUUUCUGUAAAAAUGAAAAAGUAAAAUGGGCCAGAGAGGACCGCUA
Paralichthys olivaceus (Japanese flounder) is the source of this 1728-nucleotide messenger RNA. It is a transcript of the gene stpg1, whose product is annotated as sperm-tail PG-rich repeat containing 1. The record is from RefSeq and is a predicted model, not a curated record. Gene Ontology annotation, molecular function: histone binding; chromatin binding. NCBI's taxonomy places the organism in Eukaryota, Metazoa, Chordata, Actinopteri, Pleuronectiformes, Paralichthyidae. Gene Ontology annotation, cellular component: male pronucleus; female pronucleus; germinal vesicle. Gene Ontology annotation, biological process: epigenetic programing of male pronucleus.